This is a messenger RNA of Diversispora eburnea, 215 nucleotides long. The record is from the annotation of a GenBank genome assembly. NCBI's taxonomy places the organism in Eukaryota, Fungi, Glomeromycota, Glomeromycetes, Diversisporales, Diversisporaceae.
AUGUCUCAAGGAAUAAAAGAAAUAAAGUUUUGUUCAGAAGGUCAUUCUAAUAAAGAUUUCGUUUAUUCUGAUAGACAAAAUUAUGUUCACGAAAGUGGAAGAUGUGGCUUGUGUACUAAAGAACAUUUUAUCCAAGAAUUUAAAACUUGGUCUAGUGGGAAUACUAACAUUGAUAGGAUUAUACAAGAAUCUCAAAUAAAUAACAUUUACGAUAG